UUGCCCGUUUACCUUACGGAAUUGUUUUUUGUCCAUUUUGGUGGAAAUUAUUAUUUCGGAUACACGAUACCGCGAUGUGACAUACGAAGCGUACGAUACAAGACUGAAUUGUUUGAUGAAUCCACAAGAAAACAAAAGCGACCAUGUUCCAGAACCGAACUUCCGUCAUCCAAUCCCCUUCGAUCUCCCGCCAUCCCGUUGGUUUUCCGCUCAGACGAAACCCCGGACAUUACGUGCUAUAUCCAGCCCCACUGCACCCGUGGGUACUCAACAACGUUGCUAGCUACCAACAUCAGCCGCAUUCAUCCGUGGUCAGGUAUUUCCAGUCGCUUACCGACGAUGCUCCGUGCAGCAGUAGCGCAGCAGGGCAUCCCGAGCCGGACUACGCAAGAGACGUCGAGGUGCUCGUCGUCCAUCGUAAAGCGUCCUACAAGGACUUCGUACGUUCCAAGGACAAAACGUACCGUAAACUGUUAGAUAUGUUCGAUUGGGAUGCCAUGAAGCUACCCGUGCAAGGGCAGUCUUCGGAAACGGUCCACAGCAUUGAAGAGUCUGAAUCAGGCGAAGAGACGGACAGUGCCGAUGAGAGUGAGCCUCAUCAGCAUCAAGUGGUACAUUACCCAAGAAUUGAGCUUAUACGGAAAUAUUUUAGAUAUGAUGAACCCGUUCUUCGCUUUAGGAUGUACAUACCAACGGAUUUCAAUGGCAGUAUCGCUGGGAGCUACGUGCCCUCUGGCGAACGUGUUUGGGAUAAAGUUCCAGACUACUAGGAAAAAGGAUAGAAUUUAAACUUUGGGCCAUCUGUUCAAACCACUUGACAUUGCAAUACUAUUUUUUGACUAAAAUACCUUAAUAUAUUUAGGUAUAGAGUAACAUUAAGUAUCUUUAGCUGGAACAAUAAAUAAUUACACAUGCUAUGUAUUAAGACAAAA
Molecule: messenger RNA, 932 nt
Organism: Armigeres subalbatus
Lineage: Eukaryota; Metazoa; Arthropoda; Insecta; Diptera; Culicidae
Exons: 2
Coding region: 144-770 (208 amino acids)
Source: RefSeq, a predicted model, not a curated record